This is a messenger RNA of Egretta garzetta (little egret), 942 nucleotides long. RefSeq names its product cytochrome c oxidase assembly protein COX16 homolog, mitochondrial. The transcript has 6 exons. Gene Ontology annotation, biological process: mitochondrial respiratory chain complex IV assembly. Lineage: Eukaryota; Metazoa; Chordata; Aves; Pelecaniformes; Ardeidae. Gene Ontology annotation, cellular component: mitochondrial inner membrane. The record is from RefSeq and is a predicted model, not a curated record. The coding region runs from base 1 to 399 and encodes 132 amino acids.
AUGGCCCGCCACCUGGGAGAAGAGGCCGCCCCCCCGCUAAGCCUGGGGCUUUCUCACGGCUGCCCGCGGGUUCCCUGGUGGCCGUCGGAAGUCAGGGAAGGGGUUGUAAAGCCUGCUCUUGCAGGUACUCCUAACCGAAAGCUGUAUCUUGUUGGAGGGUCUUUUGGACUCCGUGAAUUUGCUCAAAUAAGAUAUGAUGUCCACAAACUACGUGGCAAGGUUGAUCCAGCUUUGAAAGAAAAAUUAAAACAGAACACUGUGACGCUGGAAUCUGAAUAUGAGAAGCUGGAAAAGUCUGACUUGGAUAACUGGGAGAAUAUCAGAGGACCCGGUCUGUUGGAAGAUUCCAGGACUGUUCAGAAGCAACGACGGGAGGCUCUCCGUCUCAAGACAGAGUAACUGAGCAAGCCUACUUGGGUGCCUCUGCAAAAAAAAAAAAAAAGGUCCCAGGCUGGACUGUCAUUUUUUAAUCCAGUGUCAGGAACAGACAUGGAGGGGGGAGCUGCACUGAGCAAUUCAUGCCAGUGUAUAUAUAAGUAACUGUGAGAUCAAUCCAAAAGGCACUGUAUUAUAUGAAGUUCUUUGUUUGCAUCCAUUUGCACAGAGUUCCACAGGCUGUAUAUAUGAAUUCUCAAUUAAAAAAAUAGCUGAUUAUUCUACUGAGAACAUCCCAUUGUUUUUCAAUCCCUACCAUUCAAACUGAGAUGCUUCAGUAAGGAAUAACAUUUCAGGAGUCACUUGUCAGUUCCAGAAGUUGUUGUCCUAAUGAGAACAACAGUGCUGUCAUCUAGAUGUGUGUGACCAGAUAAAUGCUGCUUCAGGGAGCCCCUGCAUGACUUCAGGCUCUUAAGCUUGGGACUCCACAGGCACGUGAGCUGUUUGGAACAGUGGCUUUGUGAAAUGGAGACUGACUGGAUGUUCAUCUCUGGUCUGGAGUGAGUA